AUGUCUGAAUCAUUUGCCCUGAUGCGCCGCCGCCGCAGCGAUGAGCUUGCCAAGCUUGCCGAUGAGCAUCUCCAACAUGACCUUCAAGCUGAUGACCGCGAUGCGCUCAGGUCCGCCGCAUCCACCGUUUCAAUGUGGACAACGGUUGGGUCGGCGGUCGGUCUUGGACUUGGAUUGUUCGCUGCCAUUCGAUUGAGAAGCACGCGCAAGGCCUUCUUCGACGCCAUUCGAGCCCAAGAACGACCUACCAAGGUUGUCUUCGCAGAUGGACGUACCGAGUCUCUUCCGGAUUUGACGCCCAUGCUGAAGCCCUCCACGCUGGGUGACGUUGCGACUUAUUUCUUUGCCUCCCUCGGGGGACUGUUCCUCGGUGGAGAACUGGGCUUUGCAGGUGGAGCGGCUAGUGGUAGCCGGACCAUCACGGCUGAUCCCGAGAGGAGGAGGCGGAUCGAGACUGCCUUCCGCAAGUUCAGGGCAGAUGUUCUGCGUAGGGAAGCAGAUUCGUUGGAUAAGGGAGCCAGUGUGUCGGAGAUGAUGUUUUAG
Penicillium oxalicum is the source of this 543-nucleotide messenger RNA. RefSeq lists its product as uncharacterized. The transcript has 3 exons. Bases 1 to 543 code for a protein of 180 amino acids. The record is from RefSeq and is a predicted model, not a curated record. NCBI's taxonomy places the organism in Eukaryota, Fungi, Ascomycota, Eurotiomycetes, Eurotiales, Aspergillaceae.